This is a messenger RNA of Periophthalmus magnuspinnatus, 2516 nucleotides long. RefSeq lists its product as uncharacterized. The record is from RefSeq and is a predicted model, not a curated record. The coding region runs from base 359 to 1168 and encodes 269 amino acids. NCBI's taxonomy places the organism in Eukaryota, Metazoa, Chordata, Actinopteri, Gobiiformes, Gobiidae. The transcript has a single exon.
CUGAGGGAGGGGUCAGGGGACUCACUUUGAGGAACAUCCUGGCUUAGUUAUAGUAAAGAUCAAGUGAAGGGAACUUAUUAUUUUAAAGCACAUGGGUGUUUAUUAGAUAGAUUUUCUACCAUUUAUUUCAUUUUUAGUAUUGUUUUUGAGAGCACUGUUUUUGAUCGUACUGCUUUCUCAUACUCCGGAACACCAGGUGGCGGUAAUGCUCCCUUUCGCCGUAAAAAAGAAAAAAAAAAGAAGAGCCGCUGCUGGACGGAAGGGCGGUGAUAGACGACUCACGGCUCACGUCUAGCUGAACGAUGAAGCGCUGCUUCUAGCCUUUUUAUUUAGCGGUUGUGGACUUUUUUCCGGGGAAAUGGACCGUGCUUUGAUCACUGGACUCAUUGUCAGUUGUUUUGGACUCCACUUUGCUUUGGCCCAAGGUGGAAAGGAGUACUUCAAAGUUGGCAACGAUAUCGAGCUGCGGCCUCCCGGUACAGACAAAAUAACGCAGGUCCUCUGGAAACACAACGAAAACCUGGUCGCAGAAUGGUCCAAAGACAGUGAAGUGGACUACUAUUCCACUUUCAAAGGCCGUACGCACUUGGACACAAAUACCGGAGUUCUGGUUAUCAGUUCCACGACCGAGAACGAUGGCGGGACGUAUAAAGUGGAAAUUAACGACAGGCUGCUGGACGUCGAAUAUGAGGUCGCGCUGAUCCAGGAAGUACCGAAGCCCACGGUCUGGGUGAAGCCCGGUGUGACAGACGAAGAGCGGACAUUGGACUGCGGAGGAGAGGUGUCCAAAGCCGCACCCGUCGAGUACUUUUGGGAUAUAGGCCCAAACGAAAACGAGCCCUGGGUCAUGUUUGUAGAGCGUAAAAUCACAUGGAAGAAUAACGAGACGACGCAGAUGAUACAGAAGUUAUCCUGCAAAAUGAAAAACCCUUUGGGAGAGAAGAGCAGUGACUCCGUGGAUAACCCCUUCUAUUCAAACAACACAACCACUCUGAUGGCAGGAGUAGUGACUGCCCUGAUCCUGAUCGUGAUCGUGAUAAUUGUAGUUGUUGUAUGUCUUAAAUGUGAUGCCAUCAAGAGCCGUUUUUUUAACUCUGGAGGUCGCACUACAGGGAACGGUGCCGUCUCCCCAGAAGAACAUGGUCUGAAUUCACCAACAAAGCCAUGAUGCCAGGAUGGAGUGCGGAGAUUGUUCCAGAAAACUUGAGACUGUUACAGCUGUAUUUGAGGAGAACUCUUCGAAGGAUGCAAUGGGAACAAAAUGACAUUGCCAAUGGACCGUGGAGUUCUGUAAACGCAGAUACAGUUUCGCCGAUUUUUACCCCACUGUCAAAAUAAUGUCAACAUGCAAAGGAAAUAUUUGAACAAUUGCUACUGCUAAUAUGGCAGUAUAAAAACAAGCCAUUAGCCUAUUUUGACAGUAGAUUUUUAAAAAUGACUAAAGCACUUAACAUAUGUAUGCACUGUGAUGAAUAGUUCAAAAGAAACGUGACGGAUCAGCCACCUUUUAAUGUUUGCCAGUACUCAAUCCAUUGCGUAUUUGUAUGCUGUGUGCAUUAGUAUUUGUGCAACACGUGCUGCCCUACACUACUUGCACCUUUUGAGACAUCCUGUGGAAGAGAGAUCAGUGAAUGUAUAAAAAAGGUGAUUACAUCCUUACAGUAUAUGAUGGAUGUUUGAGAAACAUGACACAUACUAGUUUUUGUGUUUUAGUGCCAGAAAGAAGCCCAAGAUUGAAUAGGUGUGUCUAUGAAGUACUAUGUUAAAACCACAUUGGUUUAAAAGUAAAUUAUGAGGUGACCAUAGACUGUGUAGGUGACACAAUGGAUGUAUUUAUUCCAGUGGCUAAUGAAAUAGCCCUACAUCGUGAAUUGACUUGUGGUCAUGUCUUAGGCUUUAAAAGGAUGAAACAGAUCUGCUCUUGCCUGUUGUAUCCAAUACUGAGAUGAAAUUCUUUUUCAUAGCUCUUCUGAUAUGUUUUUAUGUUAAGUCCAUGCUUGUUUGGAUUUUUUCCCCAACAGAAAAUGGCCAAUAAAAAAAACAAAGUAUUUAUUCUAAGUUUGGCCUAAGUUUUUAAGUGCCUGGGAAUAAAAAAUGUAUGGAGUUUUAACAGGUUGGAGUUGUCUCUUUUUGUCAUUUGUGUUAUUAGGCUUAUGUUGUUUAAAUACAGUAACUACGUAGUAAAACUAAGAUGUAAUUGCUUUUACAGUAAUGUUCCACAGUAGGUUAAACCUCUCCAUGGAAACAAGCAGGGGAGUAGACCAAGCAAGUUACAGGUCAGAUUUGUGUUGGGGAUAAACUGUAAUUGAAUAAGUGUGAGAUAGAAAAAAAAUAGUGUAGCCUCUGUACAGUCCAAAGUUACUUUAACUGUCCCAAUGCAAUAACUAUGUUUUGUGUUAUUUCUUUAUUGUUUGCUUUGCUAACUCGGUAUGUGCUAAUAUUAUAUAUUGUGGUUAUGUAGCCCCUCAGAUUUAGUUUUUACUCUAAAAUCAGGCUGAGCAAUAAAUAUUUGAUUC